AUGCUGACUUACCAGAAGCAGAUUUGGGACACACUCUUAGAACAAGAGAGUGGACUUGUACUCUGUGGAAAGGGCAUGGAUACAAUAGAGAUUGUGAAACAACUAGUUGUUAAGUAUUCUCAAGAAAGCAAAUUCGUAUUUGUUUUCGGAUGUCCUGAAAACGCAAAAUACAAAAUAAUUUGGGAAUGUGCCGAUUGUGGUAUUGAGUUUUUACCCAAAGAUAUCGAGAAAGCGGUCGGUAAAAAAGAAAGAGACCAGGCAUAUGCUGCAAAUAACGUUUACUUCCAUAGUCCUGGAAUUCUAGCGAAAGAUUUCCUACUAGAAACUAUAGAUCCGACUAAAAUAGAAGGAAUUAUUAUAUACAAUGCAGAAAGUAUUUUAAGAGAUCCUAGUCUUCAAACGUGUAUCGCAUAUUACAAAUCACAUCAUCCCAAAGGCUUUAUUAAAGCAUUUUCAGAGCGUCCAGCCGAGUUUACAGAACUAUCUUCAGUCAUGGAUUUGUUAUGGAUCAGAUUUGUAUAUUUUUCACCUCGUUUUGAAGAAACUGUCAAGAAUUCCAUCAACCCGUGUAAAAUACAAAUCGUUCAUAUAUCAAUACAUCCAGAAAGAGCUUCUCCAAAGAAAAAACAUUCAGAUAAGUUUGUUCCUGUCGUAAGUCCUGAAUUUGCGCGAACAUUUGACUUCCUAUCACUUCUUCAUAAACAAUUCAUCAGUGAAUAUGGUCGUCAACUCAAUGUUUCUCCUAUUGAUUCAUUAUCUUUACCACGCCGCAUUCUUGAGCAAAGAUGUACUACUGAUACUCACCAGGAAAUUCUUUCUGGCCUCAUGUUCUUCAGAAAUGCAUUUUUUGCAUUAAUUCAUUACCCUCCUGAAGCAUUUUACGAAUUUCUGGAUUCUCAUCGACCAAAUCCGCUAAAUCCUCAAAUAUGGGCUGGUUUUGCAGAGGUAAAUCCCUUAUACGAAGCUGCAAAGAAGUAUUCAACAGAUUCAUUACCUUCUCCAAAGCUCCAGUACAUUGUUAACAUACUAGAAAACAUUCCUAAGAACAAAAGAGUCCUUAUUCUUGCAGAAGGAACAGCAACUGUUGCAAUGAUUGCACAAUAUUUAUCAUCUUUCAUUCCUGCAACGGAUUCUAAAGAUGUUGCAGGAUCAGUUCAUUCUAUACUCGAUGUAGAUGACGAAGAACCACUUCUUGACCCAGAAGUUUUUGGAGUUUUGACAGCUCCGAUUAUUAUGUUGCAAGAAAUGCAUGCACAAGCAGAUAUCUUCGAUACUUUCGAUCCAGACUUUGUUAUCUUCUGGGAUGUAACACUUUUGUCCGUCAGAAGACUGGAAAUUUACAAUACUCGUGCAUCUAAGAACGUUACAGGCUAUGCAUUAUGUUAUGAUGAAGCCAAUGAAAUGACAGCCAUGGAGACCUCAAUAGAAAACGAAAACCAGAUCUUUACAAAAUUAAUUUCAAAAUUGUCGACAAUUUCUAAAACUCCGCUCGAACCAUUUGUUGUUACUAACAGAGAAAUUGUUGUUGAUGAUAGAGAGUUCAGAUCCGCUAUGCCUCUCGCAUUACUCAAAGCCGGAUUUAAAAUUACUCCUAGUGUCAUCACCGUUGGCGAUUAUGUCCUUACUAAAGACAUUGUCAUAGAGCGCAAAGCAUAUAGUGAUCUUGUACAGUCCUUGAAAAGUGGUCGAUUGCUCCAACAAAUACAAAGAAUGCACAAUUAUUAUAAAAGUCCAAUGUUGAUGCUUGAAUUCGGCGAUGUCGACCAAUUUAACGCUAUUUCUGAUAGGGAUAAGAAUGGUUCUGUCAUGGCAAAGAUCACUACAAUAAUAAGGGUCUUUCCGAACUUGAGAAUCAUUUGGGGAAGGAACGCGAAUGAAUGUGCGAAAACAUUACUUUUGUUAUCAAGAGGAAAAGACCAACCAUCACUAGAAAUGGCCCAGGAAAUGGGAAAUGAUGGUUCAAAUAUAAAUGAUGAUUCAAAGGCUGUUAGGUUCUUGAGUGUCAUUCCUUUCUUGUCGAAAGAACAUGUAUCUCUAAUAUGUCACAGAUGUAAAAAUAUCAGAGAAUUGCUCUCCCUUCCGAAAGACGAAUUGAUGACGAUUCUUGGCCCACAAAUUGGAAUCAAACUUUUCUCUUUGCUGCAUUCACAAGCGAAGAACUCUCUUAAAUAA
Messenger RNA from Trichomonas vaginalis G3, 2172 nucleotides. RefSeq names its product DNA repair nuclease Rad1. Gene Ontology annotation, biological process: nucleotide-excision repair involved in interstrand cross-link repair; double-strand break repair via homologous recombination; resolution of meiotic recombination intermediates. The record is from RefSeq and is a predicted model, not a curated record. Bases 1 to 2172 code for a protein of 723 amino acids. Gene Ontology annotation, molecular function: single-stranded DNA binding; single-stranded DNA endonuclease activity; damaged DNA binding. NCBI's taxonomy places the organism in Eukaryota, Parabasalia, Trichomonadida, Trichomonadidae. Gene Ontology annotation, cellular component: nucleotide-excision repair factor 1 complex. The transcript has a single exon.